Molecule: messenger RNA, 1335 nt
Organism: Diplodia corticola
Lineage: Eukaryota; Fungi; Ascomycota; Dothideomycetes; Botryosphaeriales; Botryosphaeriaceae
Product: c6 finger domain-containing protein
Exons: 3
Coding region: 1-1335 (444 amino acids)
Biological process (GO): positive regulation of transcription by RNA polymerase II
Cellular component (GO): nucleus
Molecular function (GO): zinc ion binding; DNA-binding transcription factor activity, RNA polymerase II-specific; sequence-specific DNA binding
Source: RefSeq, a predicted model, not a curated record
AUGUUUAGCACGCUGAAGAACUCGACCGACCCGGAGGGGGCCUAUGUGCUGGAGCCCACGCGGCCGCCGUUUGACAGCAAGCGCCAGGGCAAGCUGGCCCGCGUCGCCUGCACCCACUGCCGCGCCAAAAAGCUCAAGUGCUCCGGCGACAGCAACGGCUGUGCCAGAUGCCUGAACAAGAACAUCGAAUGCCGCUACCCCGCCACCGGGAACCCGCCGCCGCCAGAGCGAUCGAGCCCCUCGUCCGCCGCGAGCGAGCCCGCCAGCUCCGCACCGCCCACCGAGAAAGCCGCUGCCGCAACCGCCGCCCCGGACGACGAUGUCGAUGCAUUGAUGAACCUGGACCACCCCUCGACCGCCCUGUUCCUGGGCUCGCUGGACGCUCCACCUGUGGGGGGUGACUUCCUGGACCCCGCGCCGGGCACUGCUCAGUGGCCCUUUGACGAUUUAUUUUCCCUCCAAGAUCUGCACGCCAUGCAACCAGCCGGGCAGAUCGGUGACGGCCAGCAGCACCCCUUGGCCUUCCCGACCGCACCGGACAGUGGCUCCGGCCGGGUCCAGCAACACCAACAAGACCAGCGCGGCAAGCAAGGAUGCACCGGGCUCGAUCUCUGCUGCUGCUACUGCAUCAAGGACGCCAUCCAAACCUACGAAGCCGUCCAGGUCGACCUCGUUGUCCUGACCUCUCAAGAGUCCCCCGCCGCCGCCAGCCAAGCCCAGCAGUGCGGCACCCUCUGCGACUGUCACAACACGGCCGGCCUCAUCGACGUGCUGCAGCACCAGAAGGCCGCCCUGGCGAGCUGCAAGGCCCUGGUCGCCUGCAAUCGGUGCCGCUCCCAGUCCGCCUACGCCAUGUUCGCCAUAUCCAUGUGCGGCACCCUGCUCGAGAGCAUCGAGCACCUGCACUUGCUCGUCUCGCCCGACGACGACUUCACCCCGCCUCCGGCCAAAGCCGCUCGUCGCGGAACCAACCCGAACAUGUCGCCCUCUCACUCUCGCUCCCAGUCGCGCAAGUCGUCGGUGGCUCAAGUGCCUCUAGCCGGGUGCGACGACUCGCUGGACGGGACCCCGUUCGCCCGUCAGCAAUAUCGCCGCGGCGUGCAGAUCGGCCGCUGGAAGCUGGAUGACGAUGAUGAGCGACACGUCAUCCAAGGCUUGCUGAGCGCCCGACUGGUCACUCUAGGCCGAGUCAUUGACGGCAUUGAGCGGACGGUCGACGAAAAUCAAUGGCUGGCCCACGAGAAUGCUGUCCGCCGGCUCCGGGAGCCCUUCUCGCUGGCCUCGCUGAGGAUCAGGCAGCAUUCUUCUUCGACCGAGAGUUUAGAAUCAAGGUAA